Molecule: messenger RNA, 2171 nt
Organism: Humulus lupulus (European hop)
Lineage: Eukaryota; Viridiplantae; Streptophyta; Magnoliopsida; Rosales; Cannabaceae
Product: inactive beta-amylase 9
Exons: 3
Coding region: 235-1860 (541 amino acids)
Biological process (GO): polysaccharide catabolic process
Molecular function (GO): beta-amylase activity
Source: RefSeq, a predicted model, not a curated record
UCAAAAAAAUAUUAAGAUCAAAAAAAUUCUCUCCUGUUUUCUUCGUUUUCGUCUCAAUUUUUCGUGAAUUAAUAUAUUUUUUUUCCCAGAAAACAAAAAUCAUCAUACUCUUUAUUAAGUUGUUUGUUUUCUGGGAAAUUUUUUGGAGGUGAUUUAGAUCCAAAUCUGAUUUCGGUUUGCGAAAAAUAAAAUUUUGAUUUUAGAAGGAAAAGUAAGAAAAUUUUUGUAAAAAAAAUGGAGGUUUCUGUGAUUGGUAGUUCGCAGGCGAAGAGUGAAGCGACAGAAUUGGCUUACAGAGAGCUUGGGUUUUGUAGCUCGAAAGGUCAGAGUCUUAACGUUGUUGGUUUGAGGAGCAGGGUAUGUUUCGAUCAGGUUGGAAGGUGGAAGAACAACACCAGGCUUCGAUUUACUCCUAAGGCUGUACAGUCGGAACCUGUACGGUCUAAGGAAGUUUCUGGGCGAACCCGAAAGUCUAAAUCGCUUAAUGGCAUAAAGUUAUAUGUUGGGUUGCCCUUGGAUAUAGUUUCAGACUGCAAUACUGUGAACCAUGCAAGAGCCAUCACUGCUGGACUAAAGGCUCUGAAGCUUUUAGGCGUUGAGGGUGUUGAGCUCCCUGUUUGGUGGGGGAUUGUUGAGCAAGAAGCUAUGGGAAAGUAUGAGUGGUCGGGGUACCUGGCUGUUGCAGAGAUGGUUCGGAAUGCAGGUCUCAAGCUCCAUGUCUCACUCUGUUUCCAUGCCUCUAAACAACCAAAGAUCCCACUCCCAGCCUGGGUGUCUCAGAUUGGUGAAUCCGAGCCAAGCAUCUUCUUCACAGAUCGAUCAGGGAAGUGUUACAAAGAAUGCUUAUCACUGGCUGUAGAUGAACUUCCUGUUCUCAAUGGAAAAACCCCAGUUCAAGUUUACAAUGACUUUUGUGAAAGCUUCAAGUCUUCAUUCUUGUCUUCCAUGGGUUCCACAAUCCAGGGUAUUUCCAUUGGCUUAGGACCUGAUGGUGAGCUUCGCUAUCCUUCUCAUCAUCAGAAAGCAAAAGGCAGUAAAAUCCCUGGUGUUGGAGAGUUCCAGUGCUAUGACAAGAACAUGCUUGGCAAUCUGAAGCAGCAUGCUGAAGCAACUGGGAACCCUUGUUGGGGACUUGGCGGUCCUCAUGACGCUCCCACUUGUGAUCAGAUACCAACAACAAACGCUUUCUUCAAGGACAAUGGUGGAUCAUGGGAAUCGCCCUAUGGCGACUUCUUCCUCUCUUGGUAUUCAAACCAGCUCAUAAAUCAUGGGGAUCGGCUUCUUUCUAUGGCUUCUUCUGUUUUUGAGGACACUGAAGUGGAAAUUUCUGGUAAAGUCCCACUUGUGCACUCAUGGAACAGAACCAGGUCUCACCCUUCUGAGCUGACUUCUGGGUUUUACAACACAUGCCUUAGAGAUGGAUAUGAAGAAGUUGCACAGGUGUUUGUAAGGAAUUCCAGCACAAUGAUAUUGCCAGGAAUGGACUUAUCAGAUGAACACCAACUCCGUGGUUCACUUUCAAGUCCUGAGUUAUUACUAAAACAGAUUAAGAAAGCUUGCAGAAGGCAUGGGGUUGAGAUUUCUGGACAGAAUUCAUCAGUUUCAGGUGCUCCCGGGGGAUUUGAACAGAUCAAAGGGAACUUAUUGAGUGAGAAUAUGGUGAACCUGUUCACUUAUCAGAGAAUGGGCGCUUAUUUCUUCUCACCUGAGCAUUUUCCUUCAUUCACAAUGUUUGUCCGUAGUCUCAAUCAACCACAGCUACAUUCAGAUGACUUGCGUAGGGAGGAGGAGGAGGAGGAAGAAGCUGUUGAGGCCAUUCCUAUGUCUUCAGAUUCAAGCAUCAACAUGCAAGCCGCUUAAGUAAGAAUUAAAAGAACUUAUAUAUUUAUAGUCAUGUAAAUAUUGAACGUAUUACAUCUUAUAUCAUUGUAAUGAAGAGCUUUUAUUAGACAAAAACUUGACAAGGGGUUAGCCAAAUAGCUAAGCACUUUCUAGUUUUUCUUUGGAAAAAAAAAAUCAUAUUAUGUAAUAUACACUUGUGUGUAUAUGAACCAUUAUAAGCCUGUCCAUUUUUAUAAGGAUGACGUUUAUAUACUUGUUUAUGGUGUGGGACUUCAUCUUCAUUAACUUUAUUUUAUUUGUUGUUAAUCAAUUUUCAAAGUUGGAUUGAA